UCAAAGUCUGGUCAACUUCCAAAUUUUAUCCCUAUUCCACUGAACCAGUCGUAGAUUGAUGACAUGAUUGAGACCGGGACUCGGUUUUCCUCUUGGUCUUGUGCUCUCCUGAUGGUUUUUCUCGGACCAUAUUCCUGAACGUCAUGCUUGAUAUCACGAUUAUUGGGAGCGCCAGAGUUUCUGUUUUCUACUUUGCACGCCUGAUGCUGUGGCUCUACUGGGGUGGCUUUUCUAAUGAGAUGGUGCCGGUUAUUUAUAGUAAGGUACACUCGAUUAUGCAAUUCAGCUCAUACAUUAAUCAGUUAUCAAUCUUGCCAGUUGGUCCGAG
Molecule: messenger RNA, 328 nt
Organism: Aspergillus heteromorphus CBS 117.55
Lineage: Eukaryota; Fungi; Ascomycota; Eurotiomycetes; Eurotiales; Aspergillaceae
Exons: 2
Source: RefSeq, a predicted model, not a curated record